AUGGGGAGUUUACGAGGAAUAUAUGAUCAAAUACUAAAGUAUUCAACGGCUCCACUAAUUGUAGUGGCACUGUGUUGUGUCGCCAACUUUAUUAACGCCGCUGAUCGGGUUUUGAUGCCUAUAACAAUUAUUUCAAUGGCUGAUGAAUUUGAUUGGGAUUUGCAUUUUCAGGGCUGGAUCCUAAGCAGUUUUUCUGUUGGAUAUCUUAGUAGUCUGGUUGCUGGUGGUAGCGCUGCUGUUAAUUACGGUGGGAAACGUGUUCUUGCUCUUGCUGUACUGCUCUGGUCGAUGUCUUCCUUCUUGACACCAUACUUUGCUUCUUCUUGGAUUGUUAUGAUUCUGUUUCGCUUUCUUCUUGGUGUCGGUGAGGGAAUCGGAUUGCCAACAAUCUUUCACAUUUUUGCUCAUUUGGUCCCUGUUGACGAACGUGGUCGGGCUUUCAGCUAUCUGAUAGCGUUGGGCUCUGUGGGUCAAUUUGUUGCUGGGAUAAUUUCGCCUCACAUGUACUGGUCUUUGCCCUUUCUUCUAUUUGGCGGGGCAGGUCUUGCAUGGGUCGUUGUAUGGAUCGCUUUUACCAGAGUCUUUGGUGACUUUGAUCAUCCAGGCGUUUCUGAACACUAUACUUCGUCUUCUUGUAUCAAUCAGUCGGCCCGUUGGCGGGACUUCUUCAAUCAUCGAUCACUUUGGGCCAUCUAUGCCGCUCAUUUCAGCAUGAAUUGGUCAAAUUACAUCAUAAUGCAGUGGUUGCCCACCUACCUUGUUCGAUCUUUGGGUGGAGGCCGUUUUGAAGUCACUCUCACUGCAUUGCCUUAUAUUGUUAAUUCAAUCUGUGGCAUAGCUGCUGGUCACUUGGCAGACAGCCUUGUCCGCCAGAGAUGGAAUGUACUAUGGGUGCGUCGUCUUAUGACUUCAGUAGGUCUACUCGGACCUGGCUGCCUUUUACUAAUCUUCUCCGCAUCCUCAAGUAUUCCCUUGGCUGUCUUCCUGAUUUCCGUAUCGAUGGGUUUGUCGGCAUGCAACUCUGCCGGUCACCUAGCCGCGCAUGCAGAAGUGGCCCCCAACCACGCAGGCAUCACUUUUGCUAUCAGCAACACACUUGCAACAAUCCCGGGUAUUUUGUGUGGUCCGUUUACUGCAUAUCUGGUGACUCGCUACGGCGGUCGUUGGUUGUCCGUCUUUAUAAUUGCUGGCUUUGUCAACAUCCUCGGUGCGAUCAUCUACCUUUGUCACAGCGCGACCACCCCUAUCAUGUGA
Molecule: messenger RNA, 1254 nt
Organism: Mesocestoides corti
Lineage: Eukaryota; Metazoa; Platyhelminthes; Cestoda; Cyclophyllidea; Mesocestoididae
Source: the annotation of a GenBank genome assembly